AUGGCAGAGAAGCGUUUCCUAGCCUUGGAGAGAAGGUUGGAAAGGGCGCCUGCGUUGAAGGAACAGUACAUGGCGUUCCUUCGAGAAUAUGAACUGCUUGGGCAUAUGGAGCUGAACGAGAAAGAGGUCGACGACGAUUCCCAGUCCGUAUAUUAUCUUCCUCAUCACUAUGUACUGAAGCCCAGCAGUACUACUACCAGGCUCCGCGUAGUGUUUGACGGAUCGGCGGAGUCUUCUACUGGUGUCUCGAUUAAUCAUACACAGAUGAUAGGGCCCACCGUCCAGAAUGAUUUGGUUAGCAUCGUGUCGAACUUUCGAACGUACAAAUAUGGAAUUACGGCCGAUAUUCCUAAAAUGUACCGUCAAGUUGAGGUACAUGCUGAUGACAGGCGAUACCAGAAGAUUGUGAACAGGACCUGCUGUGAUCAACCGCUCCAGACGUAUGAUUUGCGAACAGUAACAUACGGAUUGUCAUCAUCUCCUUUCUUGGCCACGAUGGCGUUACGACAGUUGGCCAUCGACGAGGGAAAGCAAUUUCCAUUGGCAGCUCACGCAGUUGAGAAAUCAUUCUACAUUGACGACGCUCUGACUGGAGCAAACACGCUGGAAGAAGCCCUAGAAUUGAAAAAUCAGAUCAUCGGAUUACUACAAAGGGGAUGUUUUAGUGUCCAUAAGAUGUGUUCGAAUUCGGAAGCAGUACUUCAAGAUGUCCCAGAGGAUAUGCGAGAAAGUGUCAUGAACAUUGAGGAUCCGACCAUCAAUGCUGUAAUCAAGACUCUGGGCGUAGCCUGGCGUCCACAAGAAGAUUGCUUCACGUUCGUUGUUACAAUAGAUGAUCCAGUUGAACCGAAUCGUCUCACGAAAAGGAUCAUUCUCAGCCAAAUCGCGAAAAUUUUUGAUCCAUUGGGUUUCGUGGGUCCCGUGGUAACAGCAGCGAAGCUAAUCAUGCGGGAACUAUGGUCUCUCAAUCAAGAUUGGGACCAACCCGUGCCGAUCGAGAUAGCGAACCUUUGGAUAGAUUUUCGCAAUCAACUCUAUUGGCUCAAUGAACUGAAGAUACCGAGAUGGAUACUUGAGGAUGACGUCCGCAUCGUAGAAUUACACGGCUUCGCAGAUGCCUUGCAUAUGGGGCAUGUUUGUACACCAGACUCGUAA
Aedes albopictus (Asian tiger mosquito) is the source of this 1155-nucleotide messenger RNA. RefSeq lists its product as uncharacterized. Lineage: Eukaryota; Metazoa; Arthropoda; Insecta; Diptera; Culicidae. The coding region runs from base 1 to 1155 and encodes 384 amino acids. The record is from RefSeq and is a predicted model, not a curated record. The transcript has a single exon.